AUGAUGAAGUUGAUACAACAGAUUCAAGUUUCACCACCACCCAGUUCUCUUCCAUCACCAACCAUUCUCCCUCUCACUUUCUUCGACAUUCCAUGGUUUUACUGUCACCCUAUUAAACGCAUCUUCUUCUACCACUUUCCUCAUCCAACUCAUCACUUUCUUCAAACAACACUUCCCAUUCUCAAGCACUCUCUUUCUCUCUCCCUUCAACACUUCUUCCCCUUUUCCUCCAACCUCAUCAUCCCUCCUAAUUCCCAUGACGCCCCUUACAUACGCUACCUCGACGGCGACUCUCUCUCCUUCACCGUCUCUGAAUCCUCCGCAAACAUCAACCUCCUCAUAUCUGAUUCACAAGACGCUCAAAACUGGCACCCUCUUGUUCCUGACCUUCCUCCACCUCGUACCGAACCUAAUGGUACACGUGUUAUUCCUUUAAUGGCCAUUCAACUCACCGUUCUACCAAACUCUGGAUUCUCUAUCUCUCUCACGUUCAACCACGUCGCCGGAGAUGGAAAAUCACUUCAUCAUUUCAUGAAAUAUUGGGCCUCUCUUUCAAAAGCCAGUGCAAACAACAACAACAAUAGUUUAUUAUCUAUUGGUCUUCCUUUCCAUGAAAGAGAUAGAGUUAAAGACACAAAAGGUCUUAAAUCUAUCUACUUACAAGAACUACGAGAUUCUGAUUCGAAAAACAUGGAAUUUGCGGGUCUUGUUCGAGAAUCUUAUGUUAACAAGGUACGAACAACUUUAGUUUUGAGCUAUGAACAAGUUCAGAAUUUGAAAAAAUGGGUCACUGAUAAAUGUAAAGACAGUCAUAGAACACAACAUCUGUCAACUUUUGUUGUAACAAGUUCCUUGAUUUGGUUUUGUAUGGUAAAAUCGGAGGAGAGCGAAAGCAAAAGCGAUCAAGAUGAUUGUGUUGUUGGUGUUGAUGAUCUCUGCUACUUUGUGAUUCUAGCAGAUUGUCGUGAUAGCAGUGAAUUUUCAUUACCAAAAUCUUACUUUGGAAAUUGUCUUACUUCUUAUAUUUUGGCUGUAAAGAGGAAUGAAUUAGUUGGAGAAAAUGGGAUUUUAGUGGCUUCAAAUGGCAUUGAAAACAAGGUAAGAGAUUUUAAGAGUAAUGCUUUAUUAGGAGCUGAAACAUUGAUGUCUAAUUACAGGGAACUAGCGAAACCUGGUAAGUCAGUUGUAGUGGUUGCAGGAUCACCCAAACUUGCUGUUUAUGAGACUGAUUUUGGUUGGGGGAAGCCUUUGAAAUCUGAUGCAGUACAUCUUGAUACAACUGGUUCGAUCUCUCUUUCAGAUUGUAGAGAUGGUGGAGGUGGAAUUGAAGUUGGUUUGGCUCUUGAGAGGUCUCGAAUGGCUAGUUUCAUCAACAUCUUUCAACAGCAACUUGAUAGUAUUUGUAGCAUGUGA
Lathyrus sativus (Indian pea) is the source of this 1413-nucleotide messenger RNA. The record is from the annotation of a GenBank genome assembly. NCBI's taxonomy places the organism in Eukaryota, Viridiplantae, Streptophyta, Magnoliopsida, Fabales, Fabaceae.